CAAACCCAAAGUUAGAUAAAGAAAAAAGAAAAAGGCAAAGGCCAUGAAAUCUUUUUCCAUCUUCGUUGUCUUUUUCAUCUUCUUCUUGGUACUUUCCGACGUGCCAGAUAUAGAAGCACAAGGUACCGAGUGCUUGAAAGAAUACGGUGGUAAUGUUGGUUUCGGCUUUUGUGCGCCUCGGAUAUUUCCGACGUUUUGUUAUACAAGAUGCCGUGAGAACAAAGGAGCUAAAGGUGGAAGAUGCCUUUGGGGACAAGGCGGUACUGUAAAGUGCUUAUGCGACUUCUGCGACGAUACACCCCGAUAGUUAGAUCUAAAAUAAUCGUUGAUAAAUGCACAAUGAUUGCAAACUACAGACGCAUCCACCGUAUACUACUUGAAUCUUUUGUUAUGUACUUGUUUCACAAGAUUUAGUAACGUAUCAUGUAAUAAGUGGAUAAUGUGAAUUGUAUAAUGAUGUGAUAAUGCAAUAAUGAAUGUGAAAUAAUAAUUAUACAAUAAUGAGAAGUGUGCGACUUUUGUUUGUACGACUA
Molecule: messenger RNA, 533 nt
Organism: Capsella rubella
Lineage: Eukaryota; Viridiplantae; Streptophyta; Magnoliopsida; Brassicales; Brassicaceae
Product: defensin-like protein 195
Exons: 2
Coding region: 44-307 (87 amino acids)
Biological process (GO): defense response
Cellular component (GO): extracellular region
Molecular function (GO): sodium channel inhibitor activity
Source: RefSeq, a predicted model, not a curated record